UGACUAGCGGAGGGGGUGUUGCCAGCACGAAAUUGCUUUACCUUCCUUAAUUCUUCGUUUUAGUUCUAUCUCCUACGGUCUUUUUCCUUUCUUUCUCCUUUGUGCAAGAGAAUUUCAUCAUCUGCCGUAUUAACGCAACGAUUGAGAGAUGGACUGGAUUUACUGCUGCUCCAGGGCGACGGAGAGCGAAGACGAUUCUAAAGACACAGAAUGCAUUUUACCUGACAGCGACACUGAUGAACCAUCAGGAGGUGUCGUUCCUGCAACUGACUCGGAUUCUCCGCGUUCAGCCUUGGAUAAGCUUAGUAUAUCUGUUUCUUCAUCUCGUUCCUCUUCUGAUGGAUCUCUCCACGAGUCGCGUCCCCCUGAUCUCUCUCCCCCCACUCCAACGGGGGGUCUCGCAGUCUCUCCUUGUGUCGUAGAUGGCCAUUCUCCUUCCUCCUCUGUUUCAGUGUUUGGUCCAGUUCCUUCUCAUCCCACUGUAGUUUCCACACCUGUUGGUCCCCCUCCCAUUUUUUCCCACACAGAGCCUCUUCUUCUUGAAUCCGGUCAGUCGGUUCCCCUCUCAUGCUCUACACCUAUUUCUCUCACUUCUCACACCACCGAGUCUUGCUCCUUUUCCUCCGCACUUGACUUUCUCCAUUCUCCACCUUCCAUCACUUCUGCGGAGGUCAAAUCUCCCUCUCUCGGAAAACCUGACUUAGAUCCUUCGUUGCCCACCUCAACUGGGUCUUCCUCAUCCCCAAGUCCUCCUGUAGUAGCUCCGUCAGCCUCGCCAACUCAUACGUCCUUAGCUCAAAGCCCUUUACCAAGACGACCCAAUCCUGCUCUCCCAAUGCCUGGCGCAGUUAAACUAUCUACCUCUGGUGCCCCGCAGUCUGGUCUCUUUCAAUCUUUUGCUCAGGCACCUGUUUCCCCGGUAUGCAAUCAGUGUGCACGGGCAUCAUGUUUAUAUAAUAAGCCAGGUCGUUUAUGCACUAUAUUCGACCAGAGAUAUGUUUACAUUGGCCAUAGAGAUUCCUUUAUCUUGGUGGAACUGAAAAGGCGGGUAUCAUGCGGGCUCACUUUAGGAACAAGAUUAGUGUGGAAAAAAGGUAAGCCUCAUCUCCUCUCAGACCUCGCUGACGGAGCCCAGGUAGUCUGUGAUGCCCUUUCACUGCCUGAUACCCAUGGGUUCCAUGCCUUACUCAUCUGGCAGGGGAAUAAACCUAAUUUGAUUACGGAACCAACGGAGGAAAGAGAGGUCAUGGUGUUACAAAGACAUGAUGUGCGAGUGACGGGUAUAGAAGCCAGUGAAGUCGGUGGAGGGAGUGUUGAUGUCGACUUUAAGGGCAAGUCAAUUAAAGUCAAAUUUGCAGAAGAAGUUGUAUUUGUAGAUGGACAGAAGUCAAACACCAGUGAUAUUAUUACGUCAUUCUACAAGUUCACCUGUAGUGUUUUUGCUACACUUCAUGAGGCACUUGGAGGGGGCAGUGGAGAAACUUUAUCUUACGUCUGUUCAUGUGUCUGGACAGGCACACGACCCCCAGCAAACCUGUUGGUCAAGGUAGAGCAAGGAGAUGUUUUUAAGAAAAAUGAAAAUGGGACCUAUGAAAAGACUAGUGCCUCACAAAGUGUAUACUGUGAUCUUCCUGCAGUACUGAAGACGUCAGAGCAGGGUAAAAAAAUUAUAUUUCGCUCAGUGGAUGAAGUCAGACAUUUGCCUAUUAGGAACGAAGACAUUUUUUAUGAAAGUGAAAGAGAAGUCUCUCCCUUACCAUCAGAAAUUGCUGUCCUGGCUCAUAUUUUGAGACUUGAAGGGGCGAAUAGAACUUGUGCUCUGAAGGUUAUCGGAGUUCAUCUACCAAGUGAAAAUACAAAAAGAGCUGGAAUUUCUUGCAAAUCACAGGAAACCAAGAAAGUGUUGACCUCAGUGUCGGGGACCAAAGAAAUCUCCAGACAGUCAGAGAGUGAAGUGAAUCAGUUUGUGGAUCACGAGAAGAAUGAAACUCAAAAAAGGGAAAACAACCAAACAGAACAUGACCAAAAAGAAGAAAAAACACAUUUAGAAAACAAUCAACAUAAAGGUAAGCUUCAACCAGAAAAGGAAGUCGAUUCCAUUCAUGUGAAGGAAAGCAUUCUUCAGAAAAAGACGGUUACAGAGGAAGAGCAUAAAGGGAAAGAUAUCUGUGUUGAAGACUGCAUCUGGCACUACGGAAGCAUCUCCCAAGGCAUCGCAAAGACGCCUCAGAAAUCGAUACUCAUUACCUAUGACGUUCUCUAUGUGAAUGGCCAAAGGAUAUCUGCUACGGACACUGUGGCAAAGUAUUCCGAAAAGGGAAGUACAGUGAGUGUGGCAACAGUGCCACUGGUGUCUCCCUCUCAGGUUCUAGGAGUCACCGUGACCCACAAGGCUCUCGCAGCAUGGGAGGGAGCCAAACCCGAGUGCGUGGAGGAGAUAAUCAAGGCAUACGCAUCUGGAAGCCAUGUCCAGCCAGGCACGGGGGUCGUCCCUGAGACAAAAAUAGAGAGGAGUGUCACUUGUGAUCGAGUAACAAAUUCUGCUCCAUCUCUGCACCAGGAUCAUCAUGCCACAUCUGAAAAGCUGGCAAAAUCUAGUUGUGUCGAAUAUAUUGCCGGAUAUCGUUGGAAAAUUGCAAGUAUAUCUCAGGCACUUAUCUACAAAAAAGACAGAGUAGUUCUCGUCAAACAUGAAGUGUUUUUUGUCGACAAGAAUAGAGUACCAAAUACUGACCCCAUGUCAAAAUUCGUAGGUAAAGAAGGUAAAGAGAGUUUUGUGAAUGCACUGGUGGUUCCGGUGUCAUCCCCACAGGUCAUUUCAGGUCAGAACGUCACUCACGAGGCGCUGGUGGCAUGGUGUGGGAAAAAGCCUAGUGAGGCAGACAACUACGUGGCAAAAUACUCAGUGGAAAAAAGCAAACUCCCUCAUGCUCCAAGCACCCCUGUGAAGACAUCUUCCCUUCAAGAAAUAAGAACUACAACAGCCCUGCCAAACCUUAGAGAUACAAAGACACUUUCGACAGAGAAGAUGAACGUUCCCAGGAAAGACGAUACUAAGGCAAGUGUUAAGGCUACAACUGCCAAUAAUUCAUCAAAUAAGAAGCUGACUACAAAGAGCGAAAAACCGGGCCCGACAAUCGCAAGUAAAAAAGUCCCCGGCAACCAGACGAAGAAGAAGGCUCCUCCCAGACACGCCCAAGGGAAGCUGCACAGGGUCGUCGGGGAUCAUGGCAUCCUGGAGGUCCGCUGCAAAGGCGUGGAAGGAGAAAGAGCAAUGGUGGCGUUCCAUCGCUCAGUGACCUUCCUCCAUCAGCAGAAAGUCGAUCAAAAGAAGUGCUUGGAGAAGCAGCUCUCCCCACACCAGGCCGUUGACUUCUUUUGUUAUAUUGAAAGCCAUGACAUGAACAUGGGAGGUGUCGCCUGCCAGUUCAAGGCUACGCUGGUGUGGUUGGGAAAGAAGCCGAAGACUGAUACAAACCGGGAUGCAGAAGCUCAUGUUAGUAAGAGUCAAAAUACGAAAAAAAACAACGUAGGCCCUGGUGUCCUAAGGCUUCAGAAUGCGGCCGGCGCUGUCGCUCAUGCCUCGGGCCAGGCGGCAGUUCUGAAGGUGAGGAAUGCGGCCUUGGAGGGCGGAGUGGCUCUCGUCUUCGUCCGCAGUUCGGACGUCUACGUCAACCAAAGGAAAAUCGAGAGCGCGAACGAAAUGUCCAGACAUCACAUUUGGCAGUGCAACAUUAGAGCCUGGAAGACCCCUGGCACUCCCGUGGAGGGCUUCGUGUGCCACUUCAAGGCUGAGCUGGCUUGGGUGGGGAAGAUGCCAAAGAAGGAUGCCGGGGUGGGCAGCGCAGACAGCUCGCAGAAGGGGCCUGAGAAGGCUAAGAAAAGCCCCGCCCUACCUCUGCUACCCACGCCGGGGCCUCCACGGAUCCCAAAUGCCCAGACUGCCCUCGUGAGUGUGCAGGACCAGAGGGCAGUGCUAAGAGUGACCAAAAAGAAAGGACCGUCAUUCUACGCCUCCGGCCACUACACCGACGCCUACGUCCUUCAGGAGAGAGUGCAGAGGCCAGGCGACAUGCUCCGACAUCCCAGGUGGAACUGCGACCUGAGGAAGUGCGAGCAGCUGAGCCUCUCCGCCGACGGCUUCGUGUUGGAGUACGAGGUGGAGCUGGCGUGGGUCGGGAAGAAGCCGGGCCGGGCGGAGGGGGGGGAGGCGCCGGGGGAGGAGGCGACGGAGGAGGAGGCGCUGGAAUUCCUUCCGACUAUGUACGAAGACCUGUUUCCUGUCAUCGACCUGGAAGACGACAGCAAGAUCGUUAAUCUGUGAUACUGACAGACAGCUUGUUUGACCCGAGGCACCCACUCGGAUCCCAGACGCGGUUCUCAAUCGUGCGUCUGUUUGCUACUUCGAGUCCAGUCUUGCUUCGAAGGACAGUUCUUUCUCUCUCUCUUUCCCUUUCUUUUUCUCUUUCUCUUUCUCUCUUAUUCUCUCUCUCUUAUUCUCUCUCUCUCUCUCUCUCUCUCUCUCUCUCUCUCUCUCUCUCUCUCUCUCUCUCUCUCUCUCUCUCUCUCUCUGUUGGAUUGAAUAGUAGGCUGUUUAUGAAGAUUUAUGCAAAUCGCUAUAUUUUUAAGUAAUAAAAAAAUAAAUGCA
Molecule: messenger RNA, 4648 nt
Organism: Penaeus indicus
Lineage: Eukaryota; Metazoa; Arthropoda; Malacostraca; Decapoda; Penaeidae
Exons: 5
Coding region: 149-4324 (1391 amino acids)
Source: RefSeq, a predicted model, not a curated record